Messenger RNA from Liolophura sinensis, 1728 nucleotides. Its product is annotated as syntaxin-6-like. The record is from RefSeq and is a predicted model, not a curated record. Gene Ontology annotation, biological process: Golgi vesicle transport. Lineage: Eukaryota; Metazoa; Mollusca; Polyplacophora; Chitonida; Chitonidae. Gene Ontology annotation, cellular component: membrane. The coding region runs from base 114 to 782 and encodes 222 amino acids. The transcript has 8 exons.
AUGUCUUUAAACCACUGUUUUAGUGGUUGAUAUUGUGUGAAAAAAGACAAAGUGUGGUACAAACAAAGGGCAGAGGGUAGGAAGAGGUAGCGUAGUGAUCGUUUCCCGUCAAAAUGUCUUUAGAAGACCCAUUUUUCGUCGUGAAAGACGAGGUACAAAAGGCAGUUCAGACAGCUAGAGGCCUGUACACACGGUGGUGUGAACUGCUUGACGACCCGAACUCUGUAUCAAAAGAGGAAUACGAUUGGACCUUGAAUGAACUUCGCAACAGCAUCCGCAGCAUAGAAUGGGAUUUGGAUGACCUAGAAGAAACAAUUGGUAUUGUUGAAAAGAAUCCAAAAAAGUUCAAGAUUGAUGAUUUUGAACUAAAAGAACGUCGCAGUUUUAUAGAACGUAUGAAGGCUACAGUUCAGGAAAUGAAGGACCAUAUAGCCAGCCCAUCUGUGAAGUCAAAGGAAGAUGCUCACACAAGACAGUCUUUACUUGGGGCUAAUGGUACGACACGCCAAGACCGCUACACGAGAUUAGACAAUGACGUAGAGAGAGGUAAUCAAAGGUUCAUAGAUGACACCAGUCAACAACAACAGUUGAUCAUACGUGACCAAGACGAGAACCUGGACAGGAUUGGAGGCAGUGUCAGCGUGCUGAAGAGCAUGAGUCGACAAAUAGGCAGUGAAUUAGAGGAACAAAAUAGUUUCCAAUGUCUUGUGUCGGUAUUUGCAGGAUGCUUGAUGAGUUUGGGCAUGAGAUGGAAGUCACAGAGACAAGGAUGGACCAAGUGAUGAAAAAGAUGGCCAAAGUCAUGCAUAUGUCAAAUGAUCGUCGACAGUGGUGUGCCAUCGGAAUUCUGCUUGUCGUAAUGGGCAUUGUGAUCAUACUGUUCUUCAUCACAUGAUGAGCUCAGCCAGUCAUAUCGGCGUCUCAAUUCUUGGCCGAAGUGAAAAUAUUUUUAUAAAUGACCUGUGCAAAGAAGACCAUGUGUAAUACAGAUAUGGACAACCGUUGGUUGAGAUUUUCUUCUUUUCAUGUGUUUUGUGAGCAAGUUGAGUGACAGGUGCAAUGAUGGUGUGCUACAAGAUUCUCUAGAUAUGGAAGUAAAAAAUGCUGCUUGUGUUCAGUAGCUAUGUGUUACACUAUUCCCAAACUUACUGAUGCAUACAUUAUUUAGUGUUUAGUAUUCAUUGUUGCAGUCAAAUCUCAUCGUUGUAAGAAGAACCGUUUGGUUCAGUACAAGGGGAGACAAAUCUCAUACCCUGCAGAGCCCUGUUACAAGAAUAACAAGGGAGGCAAAUCUUGUAUAAGCAAAGGUCUUGAUUUCUUUACCAUGUUUGAAGAGAAUUUUAUUUGAGGAAAGUUCUUGGUUUAUUAAUGAUCCCCUGUGACGACAUGUGUAGCAGGAAGAUACUUAUGAUAGGCUUUGAACUCUGCUGUAAAUAUUAUGCUGGUGGUGUGCCAGGAAGAAAUUUACCACAAUUUCUCCACAUACCACAUGGUUGGCUCAUGUUUCUUAUUGGUGUGAAGGAAUAUUGUGCUGAAUCUCAUGCUAAACACCAAACAGUAGUCACGUGGCACAGACAAGUACAUGGAAAUUCAUUAUAAAAGAAUGAUAACUGAGCAUUGUCUUUGUAGGUAUUUUCCAAAGCAUUAUUUCUUCAAUCUUGCUUUCGUCAUCGUGUAACUCAAAAAUUGUUGAGUACGACGUUAAACCCGCAGCACUCACUCACUCAC